Molecule: messenger RNA, 1800 nt
Organism: Anopheles marshallii
Lineage: Eukaryota; Metazoa; Arthropoda; Insecta; Diptera; Culicidae
Gene: car
Product: vacuolar protein sorting-associated protein 33A
Exons: 3
Coding region: 1-1800 (599 amino acids)
Biological process (GO): vesicle-mediated transport; intracellular protein transport
Cellular component (GO): CORVET complex; lysosome
Source: RefSeq, a predicted model, not a curated record
AUGUAUACACAUCUUUCGGGAGGUCGAGUCAACAUACAGCUGCUGCAGGAAGCUGCUGUACGUGAGUUUGUUAACAUUCUUGAUCGGUGCGAGGGUACAAAGGCUAUCAUAUGGGAUGAGUCAUUGGGCGGACCGGUCGGGCUUGUCGCAAGGUACACGUUUCUUAAGGAGCACCAUGUUACAAAAAUGUACCCAUUGCGACCGGAAGCAUGGACGGACAUCGACGUGAAAAACAUUAUCUUCAUAACACGCCCACAUCAAAUACUGAUGGAUUACAUCGCUAACAAUAUUCACGAAGAAGAACGCAAACGAAAAGGUAUCGAGUAUUUUUUGUAUUUUCUUCCCAAAAAAUCCUUUCUCUGUGAAAAGCGACUCCAAAUCAAGGGAGUGCACGGCAGCCUGUCCUACAUCGGUGAGUUUCACUGUGAGUUUUUCCCGUUUGACAAUGAUCUGCUUUCCAUGGAGCUGAAAGAUGGUUACAGAGAGAUCUACAUCGAGGGUGACACGAGUUCGCUGCAUCAGUCGGCGUGUGCGCUUGUCGCACUGCAGAAAUUAUACGGACGCAUUCCGAAGGUGUACGGCAUUGGAAGUUACGCGCAGCGCGUUUGGGAGAUUACAAAAGCACUGACCGAAGAGGAUGGGCAUAUCAUGAACAACGAGAAGGGAGUCAUCGAUCAGAUGCUCAUUAUCGAUCGAUCGACCGACUUGAUGAGUGUGUUGGCAACACAACUCACCUACGAAGGGUUGAUAGACGAGAUUUUCGGCAUCAACAAUACGACGGUGAAUCUUCCGGCGGAAAAAUUCAACACGGGUGAGGGUCUAUCGACCGAUCGAAACACCGAGAAAAGCCAGUUCAUACUGAACUCGAAGGAACAGCUGUACACGGAGCUGAGAGACAAAAAUUUUAACGCAGUGGGAGCGGUUCUGUCGCGCAUGGCCAAAUCAAUUCGAUCGCGAGCCAACGAAAAUCACGGCGAAAAAUCAAUUCAGGAAUUGAAAAAGUUCGUCGAAAGUCUACCACACAUCAAAUCCAACGAGCAAUCUCUUGCGACUCAUACCACGAUCGCCGAACUGGUACAGGAUGUGAUCUCAUCGAAUGCAUUUCUGGACGUGUUGGGGUGUGAACAGGAAUUUCUCCUCUGCUCCGAUGUGGACAAACCGAACAGCUUCGUCGAGGAUAUGAUUGCGAAGGAGGCGCCACUGCGGAAUGUGCUUCGAUUGAUAUGCAUGCAGUCGAUUGCCGGAUCUGGGCUGAAACCAAAAGUGCUAGAUUACUACAAGCGUGAGCUGGUACAAGUUUACGGAUUGAAAACGCUGCUUACACUGGGUAAUCUGGAGAAAGCGGGCCUCCUACGGCAGCAGAGCGGUUCCCGCACGUACCACGUUCUCCGCAAAACACUCAACCUUACCGCAGAAACCCCCGAAGAAGUGUCUCCAAAGGAUAUUACGUACGUGCACAGCAUCUACGCGCCGCUGUCCGUUCGCAUCGUAGAGCAACAUCUGAAACCCAACGGAUGGCAACUGUUAACGGAGAAGCUUUCCUCCCUACCGAGUCCAACGUUUGAAGAUUUUCAAGCUUCCCCCAGCUUAAGUAGUCGUCGCGGUUCAUUUACCAGCGAAAUGUCCCAAUCGGACAUCCCGCGCGUGAUCGUAGUGUUCUUCAUUGGAGGCUGCACGUUUGCGGAAAUAUCUGCGCUACGAUUCCUUGCGCAACAGGAUGAGAAUAACGUCGAGUUUGUCAUCUGCACGACAAAACUAAUCAAUAAGAACACAUUCCUAGAUGCGUUUGUUGAAAGCUAA